CAUAGUUGCCAUUGGUAACAGGACUACGAGGACAGGGCGAGGCUGCCGUAAAUCCGGGUUCGAUACUCUUGGUAAUUCCGUUCUAAAGUGCAGUAGCACAAAGCGAUGGCUGCUGUCAACGAGAAUCUGCGUCGCAAGAUGGAGCCGGCCACUGGUCUCACCGAUGAUGACAUGGAGUUUGCUACAUUCAUAACAGAAAUCAUCGGCGGUGUCAAUCCCGUCCAUAAAAUGUUCUUGAAAGUGAUGAUGCUCAUUUACGUGAACACAAUUCAUACUACUCGUGAUUUGAGACGCAACGGCGGAGGCGGAAACAGCAAUGAUGACAAUGAUUCCGCUUCCUCAUCUCAGUCGACGAGACCGACAGUUGUGAAGACCGAAGCAGGAACGGAGGAGCGUAAGAGAAUGAAGAGAUGUCAUUCGAGGAGAUUUUCUCCAACUGGUCAAUACGCAAUUUGCGGAAACCCAAAUAUUUUGAUAAUGAGCGAUCUUCUACGUGCUCAUCAGAGUGCUCAGCAUGGUGCAGGAAGCUCUCCAAGCAGCGACGAAGAGGCGGAAUCUCCUGUACUAAAAAAGUACAGAAAGAUGCUAGGAAAGGAUUUGCGUAAAUUCAUCAAAGCGGAGAAAAUCCCAAGCGAGACUGAAGAAAGUUCUUCAGAUAGCGAAAUUGAAGGUCCGUUACUCACAGCCAAGUAAACUGAUACUAAAUGUAUCAAGUAGACUAAGUUAUUUAAGGUCUACAGCAGCUAUAACAUUCAGCAAGAACAAAGAAGAAAUGUUCAUGUAAAUAGGCAAAUUCCGAAGUAUACAGCCUAACUUACAAAAAUAAAUAAAUUUCAAAUUUAGCACACCCAUGAUCCAAGUAGCGGACGAUCCAACACAUAUGAAAGAAUAAAUACAUACCCAAAUCCCAUAAUAUCUCAUCGCUGAAAUCUUUAUUUCAAUAAUAAUUCUAAAUAC
This is a messenger RNA of Nicrophorus vespilloides, 957 nucleotides long. RefSeq lists its product as uncharacterized. Lineage: Eukaryota; Metazoa; Arthropoda; Insecta; Coleoptera; Silphidae. Bases 106 to 693 code for a protein of 195 amino acids. The transcript is spliced from 5 exons. The record is from RefSeq and is a predicted model, not a curated record.